Messenger RNA from Erythranthe guttata (spotted monkey flower), 1981 nucleotides. RefSeq names its product RING/U-box superfamily protein. The record is from RefSeq and is a predicted model, not a curated record. Gene Ontology annotation, molecular function: ubiquitin protein ligase activity. NCBI's taxonomy places the organism in Eukaryota, Viridiplantae, Streptophyta, Magnoliopsida, Lamiales, Phrymaceae.
UAUUAGUUUCAGAAUAUAUAAGUAUAUAGUUUAAUAAUAAUAAUAAUAAUAAUAGACACCACACCACGUCUUUCUCUUUGUCUGAAAAGGGCGAAGCCCUCUUCUCGUAUCGCGUAGUAGUUGCUACUUUCUCUUUCUAAUUUCUUUUUGUAAUAAGAGAGAGAAAAUCGAAAGAAAAGGUGAAGAAACAAAGAACAACAAGAACUACGACUAAUCAUGGAUCGAUGUCCCGGUAAGAGAGUUACAGCUGGCGGUGGCACGAUUAUGUCGCCCAAAAAAGCAUAUUCCGUUGCUUAUAAAGGCACAUCAAACGAAGGGGAUCAAAACACUCAGUUUUGCAACCGAAUUGGAUGCAGCGGAAGAAUCAAAUGCAGUCAAAAUCCAAGAUUUGGAAGCUCCGAUUGCAAUUCAAGAACCAAGUGCAAUGCAAAUCCAAGAAUCGGAAUCUCCGAUAAUAAUAAAGCCAAAUAUGCGAAGCCCACUUUCUCCUCUUCAAACGGAAGCGAAGCAAACCGGAAUUCCUCUAGGGUUACUCCCGUUUCGACCGCUGGUGCAAAAAAAUCGAAUCUUGAUUCAAAGCGAAAGAUGCCUUCUCAAUCAAAACCCGAUCCCUCGGAAAGUAGCAGUCUUUCGAGCGAAUCGGAAUCGGUGAAAAAAUCUGAAGAAGGGCUUAACACUUCGGAAUACGGGAGUUCUAGUGUAUCUUCGAGCAAUAAUAAUAGACCUCGAAAAAUAUUUCAGCAUAAAUACGGAUUAUUAAAGAACCAAAACACCCCUCAUUCGCCAUCUUCAUCCCUUCCAUCAACUUCUAGAAGCUCCCCACAAGGGCCGUUCAAUAGGGGCAAAUACGGAAUCAGGAAUCUGAAAUGCAAUUCGAUUUCGGACGUCGUACGUCCUAAUAGCGAAGUGGGACCCGUUGGUAAAAAUUCGAUGAAGAGGAGAAGUGUUGAAGGAGAAAGUAGUCUCUCGAGUAGGUGGAGAAACAAUAGUGGUAUUUCUAUUUCCGAUUCGACGAGUGCGAACGCGAGAACAAGGCUUUCUCAACACCGACAGAAUGGACGAAAUGCCGGUAAUGAAAUAGCCUUUAAUGGUGGCGGAAAUCCGUUAAGGCAGUUUUCUGCGAGUGGGCCCCGACAUUCUAGUAAUUCGAGUGGUAGUGGUAAUAAUUCGUCCACUUCUGAUGAAACGGGGUUUGCGCAGUUGAUGAGUCAUCGGUAUAAUAUGGAUGGAAUUGCUGAGGUGCUAUUAGCUCUUGAGAGGAUCGAACAAGACGAAGAGCUGACACAUGAGCAAGUACUUGCAUUGGAAACCAGUUUAUUUCUAAGCGGCCUCAAUCUCUAUGAUCAACAUCGAGACAUGAGAUUGGAUAUCGAUAAUAUGUCAUACGAAGAUUUAUUAGCUCUAGAAGAGAAGAUGGGUACAGUCAGCACAGCGCUCCCAGAAGAUGCUUUGUCGAAAUGCAUUAGGAGAAGCGUAUAUAAGGUGGUGGGCCCACCCAAAGUACAAAUUACAGAAUCGGACGACGAUGAUAAUGACAUCAAAUGCAGUAUUUGCCAGGAGGAAUAUGUGGUGGGGGACGAAAUCGGAAAUUUGGUGGAAUGUCAACACGGAUUUCACGAAAAAUGUGUGAAUCAUUGGCUUCAGAUGAAGAAUUGGUGCCCGAUCUGUAAAUCUUCGGUGGCUCCAUCGAAAUUAUCGUCGUCUUAGUGUAAUAAAAGUUGUUAAUAUACAGCUGCAUUUCUUGAAAUUUUUUUCCUUCUGUUUUUUAUUUUUAUUUUCAUUUUAAUGGUCACAGUGUAAAUAAUUCUCUGUUGUGUAUUUGUUCACUGUCUGCACAUAUAUGCAAGUGCAGUUAUUCAAGCAUCCAUUUUGGUUUGCUUUCUAAUUUUAUCAUUUAUUGUAACUCUUUUAUAUAUGUAUAUAUGUGUGUGUAUAUAUAUACACAUAUAUGUUAUGUAUGUAUUUUGAAUUGUAGAUGUUU